Molecule: messenger RNA, 2493 nt
Organism: Rhineura floridana
Lineage: Eukaryota; Metazoa; Chordata; Lepidosauria; Squamata; Rhineuridae
Gene: ASCC2
Product: activating signal cointegrator 1 complex subunit 2
Exons: 19
Coding region: 125-2383 (752 amino acids)
Biological process (GO): regulation of DNA-templated transcription
Molecular function (GO): ubiquitin binding
Source: RefSeq, a predicted model, not a curated record
AAGGGGAUGGGGUGGUGAACCGAAGGGGAUGCCCGGAUGGGGGCGCGCGCGCGCGAGGAAUGGCCGUUGUGACUCCACUUUGGUGGGGUGCCAGUUGAGAAGGGGGCAAAGAUAACACAGCAGCAUGCCAGCCUUACCCUUGGACGAGCUCCAGUUUACAGAGAAAGAUUCACUGACUGGGACGGUGAAGACUUUACCAGCCCUGCAUCCCGAAAAGAAAACCGAGCGCUCUUUUGUGCUGUAUAAGCCUCCGCCGAAAGCCAGAGGCGACCUGGCGCUGCUGGAGGAGUUCUGGGAGAGAGCCAAGUUUGUUGCGGAUGACCUGGAGUGGCUUUUGGCUUUGCCUCAUGACAGAUUCUGGUGCCAGGUGAUAUUUGACGAGACACUCCAGAAGUGCCUGGAUUCCUACCUGCGCCAUGCCCCUCGCAAGUUUGACCAAGUGGCAGACUUACCUCCAGAGGUGAAUGACCUCCAGAGACGCCUGCAUCGGAAUGUUUUCCUCACCUUCCUCCGAAUGUCCACCCAUAAGGAAUCCAAAGAUCAUUUCAUCACGCCAUCUGUUUUUGGAGAGAUCCUUUACAAUAACUUCUUGUUUGACAUUCCCAAAAUCCUGGAUCUGUGUGUGCUGUUUGGAAAAGGCAACGGCGCUCUGCUCCAGAAGAUGAUUGGAAACAUCUUUACUCAGCAGCCAAGCUACUUCAGUGACCUGGACGAAACCGUGUCGACAGUCCUUCAGGUAUUCGGCAACCUUCUGCACACGUGCGGCUUGCAGUGUGAAGGGGCUUCAUCCGUGCCCCAGAAGCUGGAGGAAAGGCUCAGAUUGACUCCUGGGGACAUGCCUCUGCAGGAGUUGAAAGAUGUUGUACUGUACCUGUGUGACACCUGCAUCACUCUCUGGGCUUUUCUGGAUGUCUUUCCACUGGCUUGCCAGGCAUUCCAAAAGCAUGAUUUCUGCUACAGGCUUGCUGCCUUUUACGAGCUGGUGAUACCUGAACUGGAGUCUGCAAUUAAGAAGAGACAACACGAGGAUAGCAGCUUAUUGUCAGAUUUGUGGAGGAGGCUGUCUCAUUCUCGGAAGAAGGUGGUGGAAGCUUUCCAUAUCAUUGUAAACCAGUUGUGCCUUCAGCCCAUUUUGGAGAGCAGCUGCGAUAAUAUCCAGCCUUACAUUGAAGAGUUCCUACAGAUCUUCACCUCGGUGCUUCAGGAGAGGAGAUUUCUCUGUGACUACGAUGAGCUCUUUCCCGUAGCGGAUGACGUGAGCCUCCUCCAGCAAGCCUCCUCGACCUUGGAUGAAACCCGGACAGCUUACAUCUUGCAAGGAGUAGAAAGUGCCUGGGAGGGAGUAGAUAGGAGGAAGACAACGGUCCACAACCCGCCCCUGCCGGAAGCCGCAGCUGGAGCCUCUGCGACGGUGCUGCCCUGCCACUCAGAGGGACUGGAGACGCUUGGGAAGGAAAAUCACACGGAGUUCGCCAGAGCAGCUGCGGCCCCUGCCCCCAAGAUCUCUGGGGUGGAGCUGGAUUCUCUGAUCUCCCAAGUGAAGGACCUGCUACCUGACCUCGGGGAAGGCUUUGUCCUGGCCUGCUUGGAGGAGUAUAACUAUGACAUAGAGCAGGUGAUCAACAACCUUCUCGAGAACAAGCUGGUGGCAACCUUGGAGAAGCUGGAUCGAGCGAUGCCCAGACCAGUGAAGCCAGACCCAACCCCUCUAGUCACUUCUCGCUACAACGUUUUCCAGGACGACGAAUUUGAUGUUUUCAGCAAGGACUCUGUGGAUAUGUCCCGGGUGCAGAAAGGGAAGAGGAGUGACAAAGUCACAACCGAAAGCUUAUUGAACGACAAGCGCCUUGUGUCUGAGCAGAGGGAACGCUACAGCCAGUACUCCGUGAUAGUGGAGGAGGUCCCAGAGCCGAGCGGAGCAGGCCCCCUCUACCAGGAUGACUAUGAGGACGAAUACGACGACACUUACGAUGGCAACCAGGUGGGAGCGAACGACGCCGACUCGGACGACGAGUUGAUCAGCAGGAGGCCGUUUACCACCCCUCAAGUCCUGAGAUCAAAAGAACGUGAAGAGGAGGAGGAGGAGGAGGAACAUGAUGAAGAGGUGGCAGUGGACAAUAAGGGGGCUGCAAAGGACCACUUUGUGCAGGAUCCAGCAGUGCUGCGGGAAAGAGCUGAAGCCAGGCGGAUGACCUUCCUCACAAGGAAAGGGCACAAGCCAGACACCUCGGCAGCCGUUUCGGGCAGCAGCAAGGGGCAUGGCCAGAGCCGAGAGACAGUCCAGGAGCGCAGGAAGAAAGAAGCCAGCAAAGGGACCAGGGCUAACCAUAACCGCCGUGCCAUGGCUGACCGCAAGCGUAACAAAGGCAUGAUCCCCUCCUGAAGAAGUGGAGGAGGGGUGACCGAUGCCCCAGCCCCUCUAGAGACUUGUCCCUGUUUAUGGAGAGCAUCUGCAUGUAGCAACAGGAAAUCCCAUUACAGAGAACUGCAACA